Molecule: messenger RNA, 4593 nt
Organism: Plasmodium adleri (nom. inval.)
Lineage: Eukaryota; Apicomplexa; Aconoidasida; Haemosporida; Plasmodiidae
Product: histone acetyltransferase GCN5
Exons: 4
Coding region: 1-4593 (1530 amino acids)
Biological process (GO): chromatin remodeling; positive regulation of transcription by RNA polymerase II
Cellular component (GO): histone acetyltransferase complex
Molecular function (GO): histone H3 acetyltransferase activity; protein binding
Source: RefSeq, a predicted model, not a curated record
AUGGAUUAUUUGAUUAGGAAUAAUGAAUAUUGUAAUAUUUUAUAUGAUGAAAAUGAAUUAUUAAGGAAAAGAAAAAUAAAUUAUGAAGGUGGGAAUUAUCCUUAUCAAAUUAAUUAUUGGAAUAAUUAUAAUAAUGAAAUAAAUAUCAGUGAUGAUGAUAUGAAUAGGGAAAAAGUAAAUAAUAAAUUUGAUAAUACUUAUAAUAAUAUUAAUAAUAAUAUCUUUUAUUUUCCUUGUAAAGGGGUCACAGACGAACCUAGAUUGUGUUAUAAAAAAAGAAAUACUUACAAUGAAAAUAUUAAGGAUAACUUAGAAUAUGAUAAGAAUGUAAAUAAUCAUGACUAUGAUAACAGUAAAGAUAUAUCAGACAAUUUUAUGAAGAAUGAGUGUGGUAAGAUGAAAAAAUGUGGAGAAAGUACUGAGGAGAACAAUGAUAAUGAUAAUAAUAACAAUGAGAGUAAUAGUAAUAAUAAUGAGAGUAAUAGUAAUAAUAAUGAGAGUAAUAAUAAUAAUAAUGAGAGUAAUAAUAAUAAUAAUGAGAGUAAUAAUAAUAAUGAGAAUAAUAAUAAUAAUGAGAAUAAUAACAAUAAUAACAACAAUAACAAUAAUAAUAACAACAAUAAUAACAACAAUAAUAACAACAAUAAUAACAACAAUAAUAACAACAAUAAUAACAACAACAAUAAUAAUAACAAUAAUAAUAACAACAACAAUAAUAACAAUAAUAAUGAUAAGAAUGAAGAUGAUGAAAAUACUACUGGGAAAGGGAAAAAAACAGAAGUGAAAAAACGUGCAGGCAGAAAAAGAAAUGAUUCCACAUUGUAUGGCAAUAGUAAUACAAUGUUAAAAAAUAGCUUUUUACAAAAUAAUAAAAUGAUAUAUAAUAAUAUGGAUCAUAUAAAUGAUACUAAUGAACAAGAUAAAUUUUUAUUUGAACAAAGAAAAAUGAUGAUGAAUAAUAAAAUGGAAAAUAUGGGCCCCAAUAUGAAUAUGACAAAUAAAAAUUAUUUUCAAAGUGUAAAUAACAUGAAAUUGAAUGUAGAAAAUAAUAAAAAUCUUAUAGGUUUAAAUGCAAAUAAUAUAAAUAAUUAUCCAAAUAAUAUAAAUAAUAUUAAUAGUAAUAUGAAUAUACCAAAAAAUAUAAACCUUCAUUCAAACAAACAAAUGAUGUUUAUGAAUAAUAAUAUGAAUGUACAUGCAAAAACAAAUAAAUUAAAUGAUGUAGCUAGAGUGAAUAGUAUAAAUUUUAAUGAAGAAAAUAAAAUGGCUGUUAUAAAUGAUGAUACGCGAAUGGAUAAUAAAAUGAGAGAUAUGAUGAAAAGUGGUGGGAUGGAUAUACAUUUAAAAAAUGAAGAAUCUUUAUAUAUGAAUAAUAUGUAUAAUAUGAAUAGUAAUAAUCCAAAUAGUAUACCUAGAAUGAGUACAAUGAAUAUUGGAAAACCUAUGAAUAAUUUUAAUAAUAUGAAUAUGCCUAUAAAUAAUAUAAAUGCUUAUAACAAUCACAUGAUUAAUUCGUAUAAUAAUAUGAUGAUUACAAAUAAUAUGAACAAUAUAAAUACCAUAAAUCAUAUGAACAAUAAUAAUAAUAAUAAUAGUAAUAGUAAUUUUGGGCAACAUGUUCAGGCACUACAAUUUAUGAAUCCUAAUAUGAAUAACGACAUGAACAAUAAUAUGAAUAAUAAUAUGAAUAAUAAUAUGAAUAAUAAUAUGAAUAAUAAUAUGAAUAAUAAUAUGAAUAAUAAUAUGAAUAAUAAUAUGAAUAAUAGUAUGAAUAAUAAUAUAAAUAAUAAUAUAAAUAAUAAUAUGAAUAAUAAUAUAAAUAAUAAUAUAAAUAAUAAUAUGAAUAAUAAUAUGAAUAAUAAUAAUAAUAAUAUCCUUUUGAAUAAUAACCAGAGUAAUGCACAUAUUCAUAUGAAUAACAACAUGAAUUUAAAUCCCACUGGAAAUAAUUCAUUUUUUAAUAAUUCAAAUAAACAUCUCAAUAUGAUGACUAUGAGCUCAAAAAAUAAAAAAAACGCUAUAUUAAAGAAUACAGGUAAUAACGAAUUUGAAAAUAUAAAAAGAGUUCAUUCAAACUGCUCUAAUAGUAAUAAAAAAUCAAUUAAAAUGAGUAGCAAUGAAAAUAAUAAUACAACAACAACUGUUAUAAAAAAUAUAAGAGUUGAGAAUAUAAAGUUUAAUGAAAGUAUUAAUUUGAAAAAUGUAGAUGGCUUAGAUCUAAGUACUAAUUUUGUUAAUGGGAAAUAUAUAUCCAAAUUAAAUAAUGAUGAGAAAAUAUAUAAUGUAGUACAUUCUAUUGUAAAAGAUUCUCUCAAGGAUUGUUUAGUUGAUUUUUAUAAUAAUGCAAAUUAUAUUUUUAAAGAUAAAUUAGAUUUUGUAUGUAAUAGUAAUACACCCACAUGUAAUAAUUUAAAUGAUUUAGAGGACAACAAAAAGGAUCAGGAGGAUGGAGAUAAACAUAAUUAUUCACUUGAAAAGAAAGAUAAUGAAGAACAUGCAAAUAAUAAUUCUGAUAAUAAACUUGAUGGUUUUGAAUUAGGUAUAAAUAAAACACCAGAAAAUAAGGAAGAUCAAAAUGGAAAUGACAAAAUAAUAAAUGACAAAAUAAUAAAUGAUAAUAUAAUAAAUGAUAAUAUAAUAAAUGAUAAUAUAAUAAAUGAUAAUAUAAUAAAUGACAAAAUAAUAAAUGAUAAUAUAAUAAAUGAUGAUAUAAAUGAUGAUAAUAAAACGAAUACACCCAAACCAAGAACACCUAAAAAUGAAGCUAAAAAUGUUAUAACCUCUUCCUUAUUGUCAGGCUUUAAUAUAUUUAGUGCCUUUAGUAAUAGUAAUACACCUAACUCGAAAAAAAAAAAAUAUGAUCAAGAGGAAGAAAAGGAAGAAAAAAAAAAAUUAGAAGAAGAAGUAGAAGAAGAAAAUAAUAAAUGUAAAGAUAAAAGUGAUGAGAAUGAAAAUAAGUCUCCUCAAAAUGAAGAUAAUAAAAAUAUUAUCAAUAAUAAUAAUGAAAAUAAUGUUUUAGACAAACAAAAUAAUGUACAAGAAUCUAUAGAUAAGUUAGAAAAUAUUGAUACAGAUAGUAAUAUUAAGAGAGAUGUACUAAAUAAUAAUGUAGAAGAUAAUGAAGAAGAUAGAGAAUAUAUUUUAGUAGAAAUUACAAAAAGUAUAUGUUCCAUAAUCAAUUUACAACAAUUAAUGCCUGUUAAUACAAGGUUAGCUAACCCUAAUCUGAUAUAUGAUCCAAAUUAUGAAACCAUAUAUUCUAAAUGGAAAACAUUUUUAAGAAAAGAGCAAUCAAGUGGAAAUUUAAUUAGUAACUGUUUUUCAAGAGAUUUCUUACAUACUGUUUUGUUAUGUAAUUAUGUUACUAUAAUUGAGGAUUUAAGAAAAACAGCUGUUAAGAAAAAGUUGAAAUAUUUCUUCUUACACUUAUGUUUGGAAUCUGGAAUAUCGAUUAACGUAGCAUUGAUGUUGUUUAUAAAUGCAACUAAGCAGAGUGAUAAGUUACAGUCUUUACUACCUUCCGAAACUGGAUUAGGAUAUUUACACAGAGAUGCAGGUGGAGCAAAAGAAGAGAAUAUGGGUAUUAUAACAUUUGAAUGUAUAACGAACGAUAGGGAACCAGAUCAUUUAAUAAAAUUAAUAACUUUGAAAAAUAUUUUCUCAAGACAGUUACCAAAAAUGCCAAGAGAAUAUAUAGUAAGGCUUGUAUUUGAUAGGAAUCAUUAUACCUUUUGUUUAUUAAAAAAAAAUACAGUUAUAGGUGGAGUAUGUUUCAGGCCAUAUUUUGAACAAAAAUUUGCGGAAAUUGCAUUUUUAGCUGUUACUUCAACAGAGCAGGUUAAAGGAUAUGGUACAAGAUUAAUGAAUCAUUUGAAGGAGCAUGUAAAGAAGUUUGGUAUUGAAUAUUUCUUAACCUAUGCAGACAACUUUGCCAUAGGAUAUUUUAGAAAACAAGGAUUUUCACAAAAAAUUUCUAUGCCAAAAGAAAGAUGGUUUGGAUAUAUUAAAGAUUAUGAUGGUGGUACAUUAAUGGAAUGUUAUAUUUUCCCAAACAUCAAUUAUUUGAGACUUUCGGAAAUGUUAUAUGAACAAAAAAAAACAGUAAAGAAAGCUAUACAUUUUAUAAAACCUCAAGUUAUAUAUAAAGGUAUUAAUUAUUUUGCUGAUAAUAAAGGAGCUGCUUUACAUCCAAGUACUAUUCCUGGAUUAUUAGAAGUUGGAUGGAAAAAAGAAACAAGGGAAAUAACUAAAAAGGUUCAACAUAAAGAAGUUCAAUUGAAAGAUCAAAUCUUAGCUGUUCUUGAUCAUUUAGAAAAACAACAAUCCGCAUGGCCAUUUCUUAAGCCAGUUAGUCUUUCAGAAGCUCCUGAUUAUUAUGAUAUUAUAAAAGAACCAACAGAUAUUUUAACCAUGAGAAGAAAGGCCAGACAUGGGGAUUAUAAAACCAAGGAAGAUUUUGGUAUUGAGCUUAAGAGAAUGUUUGAUAAUUGUCGUUUAUAUAAUGCUCCAACAACUAUUUAUUUCAAAUAUGCAAAUGAACUACAAACACUUAUAUGGCCUAAAUAUGAAGCCAUAACUGAUACAGCAAAAUAG